Messenger RNA from Salvelinus namaycush (lake trout), 1743 nucleotides. Its product is annotated as trichohyalin-like. Bases 88 to 1428 code for a protein of 446 amino acids. The transcript has a single exon. The record is from RefSeq and is a predicted model, not a curated record. NCBI's taxonomy places the organism in Eukaryota, Metazoa, Chordata, Actinopteri, Salmoniformes, Salmonidae.
GAAACACUGAAAGAAAAAGAUCAGUUGGAAGAGAGGCGAGGUAAGAUAAGUAAGGAGAAAGAGGAAUUGGAUAUCAGUCUUGAACUGAUGAAAAGACAAAGGGAAGACUUGACGAGCUUGAAGGCUGAAGCAGAAGCACAGACCGAGCCUAUGGAAAAUGACUGGAAGGAACAGCUCACGAAGGAAAGACAACAACUUGAAGAUGUAAAGGAGGAGAUACAGAAGGAAAAAGAAGCCUUUGAGAGAAAAAAGGGAUUGACUAUGAAAGAGAGAGAUGAGUUUGAUCUGAUGAAGUCUGAAACCCAGGGACAAUUGGAGGAAAUGGAACAAAACAAACAAGACAUUCGCGUGGAGAAGGAAAAGCUGGAUCAGAUCAAAGCUGAGUUAGAAAGACGGUCUGAAGACAUAAAUAAGGUCAUGGAUGAGACAAGACGGGAGAGGGGGAAGGUUGAAGAACUGGCUAUCCAAACUCAAAAACAAAGGGAAGAAAUGGUGGGUUUAAUGGAAAAGAACAAAGAAAAGCAGAACGAACUGGAACUCAUGAAUGACAAGAUUGAAAGAGAGAAACAAGACAUCGAAGAAAGUCGGGAUGUGCUAACAAAGGAGAGAGAGGAGCUGGAACAAAUGAGGAAUGAGACACAGCAACAGAGAGAGGAGACAGAAUCUCACAUGGAAGACCAAAGGAAAGAGAAAGAACAUUUGGAACAAAUGACGAUGGACAUGAAAAAGCAGUUGCUAGAGGUGGAUAAUGACAAGGAAAUGAUAGAAAGCUCAAUGGGUGAACUGAGAGUGAAAGAGGCAGAAAUGGUGAGAGAAAAGGAGAACAUGGAAAAGAAGAUGGCUAGACUCAAAGAGGAAGAGGAUAGAAUGCGGGAAGAAAUAGGAAGGAAGAUGGACAACUUAAAGCAGGACAGUUAUGAAAUCAAAAGACUUAGAGAUGAAAUUGACAGUGAAAAGAACCAACUGAAUGCAAAAUUGCUUGAGUUGGAAAAAAUGCGUGAAGAACUAGAUAGAGAGAAGAAGGAAGUGAAAGACAGGAAGGAUGAAACACUGAAAGAAAAAGAUCAGUUGGAAGAGAGGCGAGGUAAGAUAAGUAAGGAGAAAGAGGAAUUGGAUAUCAGUCUUGAACUGAUGAAAAGACAAAGGGAAGACUUGACGAGCUUGAAGGCUGAAGCAGAAGCACAGACCGAGCCUAUGGAAAAUGACUGGAAGGAACAGCUCACGAAGGAAAGACAACAACUUGAAGAUGUAAAGGAGGAGAUACAGAAGGAAAAAGAAGCCUUUGAGAGAAAAAAGGGAUUGACUAUGAAAGAGAGAGAUGAGUUUGAUCUGAUGAAGUCUGAAACCCAGGGACAAUUGGAGGAAAUGGAACAAAACAAACAAGACAUUCGCUGUGGAGAAGGAAAAGCUGGAUCAGAUCAAAGCUGAGUUAGAAAGACGGUCUGAAGACAUAAAUAAGGUCAUGGAUGAGACAAGACGGGAGAGGGGGAAGGUGGAAGAACUGGCUAUCCAAACUCAAAAACAAAGGGAAGAAAUGGUGGGUUUAAUGGAAAAGAACAAACAAAAGCAGAACGAACUGGAACUCAUGAAUGACAAGAUUGAAAGAGAGAAACAAGACAUCGAAGAAAGUCGGGAUGUGCUAACAAAGGAGAGAGAGGAGCUGGAACAAAUGAGGAAUGAGACACAGCAACAGAGAGAGGAGACAGAAUCUCACAUGGAAGACCAAAGGAAAGAGAAAGAACA